AUGUCGGACACGUUGCCGUCUUCGCCGAGCGGGAGAUUCCACUUUCACAACCUAUGGAUCUUGGGGUUAGUUUCUUCGUACAAGACGAUGCUUGCGGCGCUGUGGAUUGUAGGACUGGCGUCGGUGUUCGUAUGGCAGGGGGGAUCUGUGGACAGGCUUCGGAUCUUUAGGCUAACGCCCCCGGCGAGACCAGCGCCGCUUCGAGCACGGGCGCUUGACCUAACGGACUUCGGCGGUGUUGGUGAUGGGAUCACGUUGAAUACGGGAGCAUUCGAGAACGCCGUUGCAGCGAUCAAGUUGCUGGGGGGAAAGGGCGGCGGACAGCUUAAUGUGCCGGCCGGGAAGUGGCUCACCGGCCCCUUUAAUCUAACCAGCAACAUGACGCUGUUCCUUGCUCAAGGGGCAGAGAUACUGGGAAUAAACGUGAGUAUUAUAUCCUCCUCCUGAUUAUUUUCUCUCCAUAUCGGUUAAUAUACAAUAAAUCAGAUGAACUCGCUUGGAAAUUGAUUUUAUUACCUUCAAGGACAAAAUGUCAGGUUAUAUGUGAAAUGCUAGUCAAUUAUUUCAUGGUGACAUGGAUGAACUGUUCGGAGCUCGAGAUUCAUAUUAAAUUCUCCAAGCAACGCUGAACAGUAGUAUCCUUCAAACAGUCAUGCUCCGUAGAAGGUUCCCUCCAAGAUGGAUGCCAAUGGAUCACUCGUUCCUGCGAUUUCUAACUAUUGGAUCAUUUAUUACUUUUCUCCCUGGUAUUACUCGCAUGUUGGAAAAACCGUCUCUUUACUCUUUGGUCAAGUAUAUCCUUACCUUUUUUUUAAUUCCCUUCUCACGCAGAAUUUAAGAAAAUAAUGUGAAUUGAAGAAUGUCUUUGAUUAUUCUUAUUUCAUCUAAAUUUAGUUUUUCAUCCUCUUGGCUAUCAAAAUAGUUAGGAAUUUUGAUAUUUCAUGUAAGAAAUCGCAUCCUCAUCUAAACAUCGCAGUUGUGAUCGACUGUGAUGGUCGAUGGCAUCUGCCAAAUUUGGAACAUGGACCUAGAUUCGCCUCUUACCAAUUAUUGGCCAUGGAUCGUCCCCAUAAUCUCGGUGGAUAAGUUAGGAUUCCUUUUGUUACAAAACUCUUGACAUCUAGAACACAACAGUCUUCUCUCUGUGAGCGACAGUUCCAAGUUUUUAGUUUCCAAGUACUUUAUCAAGGUGUGCUACACCAGGUCAUUCACUCUGAGUUUCCUAGCUCUACAGCCGACAAGAACGCAAAAUCAUGUGCUAUAUGAUAUUUCCAUAAGAAGUAGUUAUGACUCUGGUGAACAGUUCUGGGCUUGAAAAAUUUUCAGGGACUAUGAUCCAUGACAUAUCACUCCAUGCUGAUUUAACAAAUAAUAGUGUUUUGCAUAGCCUGAGAUAUAAAAAGCUGAAUUUUUUUUUUAUCGAAGUAGGUUGCAAUAAUAUUCUUGUGUCAUAACAUUUGAUAGGAUGAGAAAUACUGGCCCUUGAUGCCGCCAUUGCCCUCAUACGGAUAUGGAAGGGAGCAGCGAGGGCCUCGAUAUGGGAGUCUGAUACACGGUCAAAAUCUCGUGAAUGUUGUUAUAACAGGUCGGUAUUUAACUCUACCUCUUCUUGUUCUACUACACACAAAUUUGCUUCACUCCAUGCUUUUUUCCUCGUGGUUCUUUUGACUGACAUGCAAAUCGAAUCCACAAAUUUGCUUCACUAUCAUGUCUGUCCUUUGAACAGAGACUUACUCUCUCACUUUGUGGAUGAGUUUUAUGAUAAUAUUUUCAUUUUUUCAUUACAGGGGAAAAUGGUACUAUCAAUGGGCAAGGCAGAUCAUGGUGGACCAAGCAUUACCGUAAACUACUCAACUACACGAGGGGUCCUCUCGUGCAGCUUAUGUGGUCAAGAAACAUAGUAAUAGCGAACAUAACACUACGUGACUCUCCUUUCUGGACGCUCCAUCCAUAUGCCUGCAAGAAUGUAACCAUCUCAAAUGUGACAAUCUUAGCCCCCGUGUUUCAGGCUCCUAACACAGAUGGGAUAGAUCCAGGUUAGAAUGGAUUAAUUGACUUCAGGCGCCUAGUAGUUGCUUUCACCAGUAUUCUACAGCUGAGGUUGCUUUUACAUUAUUAUCAUCUUCUCUCUCUGAGUUCUUUUCAAUCUUACCUUGAUUAUUUCUCGAUAUGACCGUGUAGAAGAGGAACCCCUUCCAUCUUUUUGGCUAUAACCAUCUGCUAGCAAAGUUUCACUCAACCAUGUAAAUUUGUAUUGCACCAAACUUACUGAAUUCUCUCUAAGCCCAUAAAAUCUCGUCUAGAUCUCAGCAGUGAGGUGUAGUAUUGGUUGCAUGUGAUAUAUGUAUGUUCCUUUCUUUGACGAAAAGAUGGCUCUAUGCAGAUUCGUCCGAGGAUGUAGUGAUAGAGAAUUGUUACAUUUGCGUGGGGGAUGAUGCAAUAGCAAUAAAGAGCGGUUGGGACCAGUAUGGAAUUUCUUAUGGCCGGCCAUCUACCAACAUCCUAAUACGCAAUCUCGUUGUUCGCUCCAACGUGAGGUGAGGUUCUUGGACUCUCUCCCAGGCAAGUCAAUUUCAUAGAAUAUCCAGAUUCACGUCAGUUGGUGCAAUCAGAGGGCGGGUCCUCUGGGAAUUUGUUGAAUUCUGUAUGUUUCUUGCAAUCAGGGAAGCAAUUUAUGGCCAAAGGAAUAUAUUUUAUUCCUAAUUUCUUCCGUCGGAUCAUGUGCCUGUGAUGGUUUUCUUCGCCAUCUUCAGUAUCCCCUUGAAAUAUGGUUUUUUUCUUCUUCCCCACAAACGCAAUCUGCAAUAUACUUCUACAGUCGAGCACUUCCAAACCUUUCUUCCCCUGAGAAUCCAAGAUCGCCAUCAUCAAUCCAUGACCAGCUGCCAGCAUCAAAAGUCAACCCCCUCCUCAAUGAUACGAUCCUCCCAUCUCCUCCUUGCAGCGCCGGGAUAUCGAUCGGCAGCGAGAUGUCCGGCGGGGUCUCCGGCGUCACCGUGGAGAACGUCACGGUGUGGAGCUCCAGGAGGGGCCUGAGGAUCAAGACCGCCGCGGGACGAGGCGGCUAUGUCCGCAACAUCACCUACCAGAACGUGACCUUAGAAGAUGUCCGUGUGGGAAUUGUGAUCAAGACCAACUACAACGAGCACGCGGAUGAAGGCUUUGACCCCAAGGCCUUCCCUGAGCUCUGCAACGUCACCUACAUGGGGAUACGUGGCCGCCGGGUGCGGGCCCCAGUCAGAAUUCAGGGCACCCAGGAGAUCCCAGUGAAGGGCGUCACCUUCCGAGACGUGGAGAUCGGCAUGGUCGACAAGAAGAAGAAGGAUGCCUUUGAGUGCGCCUUCAUACAGGGGCGGGCCAUUGGGCCCAUCUCCCCCGAGCCCUGUCCUGGUUUGGACCGUUAUGAUGAGACGGGCCGGCUGGUGAGGAAUUCGCCAUGA
Spirodela intermedia is the source of this 3440-nucleotide messenger RNA. Lineage: Eukaryota; Viridiplantae; Streptophyta; Magnoliopsida; Alismatales; Araceae. The record is from the annotation of a GenBank genome assembly.